This is a messenger RNA of Globicephala melas (long-finned pilot whale), 1404 nucleotides long. RefSeq names its product claudin 15 (gene CLDN15). The record is from RefSeq and is a predicted model, not a curated record. Gene Ontology annotation, biological process: cell adhesion; bicellular tight junction assembly. NCBI's taxonomy places the organism in Eukaryota, Metazoa, Chordata, Mammalia, Artiodactyla, Delphinidae. Gene Ontology annotation, molecular function: structural molecule activity. Gene Ontology annotation, cellular component: bicellular tight junction; plasma membrane.
UCACUCCUCUGACCGACCUGCAGGGAAGCGGAGAGACCCAGAGAGAGGGAAGAGACCAACCAGAGACAGACCUGGGCCAAGGAAGAGGCAGAGGCUGCAGGCUGCCUCCCUCUCUCUCCCCAGCCUGCCUUAACCGCCGUCCUUAGCCAAAGCCCCUUCAAGUUCCCCUGGGGCUCAGCCCCUCCCCUUCUCUGGGGCCCCAGGCUCCCCCCGGGGCCUGUGUCCCACCAUGUCGGUGGCUGUGGAGAUCUUCGGCUUCUUCAUCGCAGCCCUGGGGCUGCUGAUGCUAGGGGUGACCCUGACACACAGCAGCUGGCGAGUGUCCACCGUGCACGGGAACGUCAUCACCACCAGCACCAUCUUCGAGAACCUCUGGUACAGCUGUGCCACCGACUCCCUUGGAGUCUACAACUGCUGGGAGUUUCCGUCCAUGCUGGCCCUCUCUGGGUACAUCCAGGCCUGCCGCGCGCUCAUGAUCACCGCCAUCUUUCUGGGCUUCCUGGGCCUCUUCCUAGGCAUGGUGGGGCUGCGCUGCACGAACAUUGGGGAUCUGGAGCCCUCCAGGAAAACCAAGCUGGCGGCCACCGCAGGGGCCCUAAACAUACUGGCUGGUGUCUGUGGGAUUGUGACCAUCUCCUGGUACGCCUUCCACAUCACCCGGGACUUUUUCGACCCCUUGUACCCCGGAACCAAGUACGAGCUGGGCCCCGCCCUCUACCUGGGCUGGAGCGCCUCCCUGCUCGCCAUCCUGGGUGGCAUCUGCCUCUUCUCCAACUGCUGCGGCUCUCGGAACCAGGACCAAGGCGCCAGCAUCCGGCUUCCGUACAAGGCCCCGGCAAUGCCCGCCAAAAGCCUCGCUGCCCGCCUGCCCACCUCGGCCUCGGAUGAAGAAGGCGACAGCAGCUUUGGCAAGUACGGGAAAAACGCUUACGUGUAGGUGGCCUGGCCUGUGGACCCCAUUCCCUUCCCACUGCCCCCAGUGGAGAGGGGUCCCCGUAAACCCGGGGCUGCAGGCGCAGGACCCUGCUCGCGGUAACAAGCUCAGGGCCAAGCCACGCUUCAGGCUCCGCCCCGUGCCCGGAAGCCGCGCCCAGCUCUGACCUCAGGCUCCGCCUUCCCUGUUGGAGCUCCGCCCUGGUCACGCCUCUUUCGUCUGGCCCCCUGGAUCCUCUCAGGCCAAGAACAAGCUUCCUCAGAACUCACCUCUGGCCCCUGAGGCUGGACCCCUCUUAACCUUCUGAGUCUGGGUUCUGGGCCGUUAAGGGGGCGGAGGCGUCCCCGAGUGUUUGUGGUCUGUAUAAAUACUUGCAUAAAUAAAUUUGUAUUGCGAACUGUUCAGGGGUUGAAGGUGUCAUGAGGCAGCUGGCCCAGCAAGGGACCCUGGGUGCCGCCUCAGUUCCUGGA